Cuscuta europaea is the source of this 1640-nucleotide messenger RNA. The record is from the annotation of a GenBank genome assembly. Lineage: Eukaryota; Viridiplantae; Streptophyta; Magnoliopsida; Solanales; Convolvulaceae.
CUACCACUCACCUAACUCUCACAAAUAAUUGCUCCCACCCCAUCAGUCCUUGCAUUUGAACUUUCUGCUCAUUUGCAGUAAAAUAGUAUAAACAAAGAAGAAGAUCCAGAAACUGGCAUAUAUAUCUUCAACUCCAUUUGCCUAAAGAUUCAAACUUUGGUGAAUGCUGAGAAGAUGAAAAGCUCUGUAGUGUCAAGAAGCUGGGCUGUGUUCGACAAGAAUGGGGAAAGCGCAGUUAUGGAUUUGGAUAAGUACGGAAUCAUGAAAAGGGUUCCCAUUCACUCUCGGGAUCUUCGCAUUCUUGACCCUCUCCUCUCCUAUCCAUCUGCCAUUCUUGGCAGAGAAAAAGUGAUUGUUCUCAACUUGGAGCAUAUCAAAGCUAUAAUUACUUCCGAAGAGGUUCUACUUCGUGACCCGCAGGAUGACAAUGUUAUACCUAUUGUUGAAGAACUUCAAAGAAGGUUGCCCCUCGCUAACGGUCUAGCAGAAAGAGAUGACGAUGAUGACGGGUCACAACCGGGGUUAAGAACUAGUGAAGAAACUGAUGUUGAGCAAACUGAGUUCCCUUUUGAGUUUCAAGCCUUAGAAGUAGCUCUAGAAGGUAUAUGCAGCUUUCUUGACACACAAACAAGGGACUUGGAGACUGCUGCUUACCCUGCUUUAGACGUAUUAACUGCAAAGAUUAGUAGUAGUAAUCUGGAUCGCGUGCGCAAACUGAAGAGCGCAAUGACACGAAUGACAAGUCGGGUUCAGAAAGUGAGGGAUGAACUUGAGCAUCUUCUUGAGGAAGAUGAUGACAUGGGAGAUCUUUACCUAUCAAGGAAAUCAGCAGCACCUAUUUCUUCUCCAAUGAGCUAUAAUGUGGUUCCUGACUUGUUCCAUGACUCUCCAACCAUUAGCUCUAAAUUGUCCAGAACCAGUAGGAGAUCAACUCAUCAUGGUGAAACUGAUGUUGAGGAACUUGAAAUGCUUCUUGAGAUUCUCUGGACCUCCCAUCACAAUAAAAUCUGUGGUUGGAUUAUUCGUCUAGCAAGAGUGAAAAGGUCAAAGUUUGUAGCCAAAAACAGGAAUGACCUAAUAGGGUAUGAUUAAAAGGCUUACUUUGUGCAAAUAGAGAGCACUAUGAACAAGUUAACAACGUUGCGAGAAUACAUCGAUGACACAGAAGAUUAUAUUAAUAUACAGCUGGACAAUCACCGAAAUCAGCUGAUCCAGCUGGAGCUGUUCUUAAGUUCUGGUACGGUGUGUUUGACAGUGUACUCAAUGGUGGCUGCCAUAUUCGGCAUGAAUAUCCCACAUCCUUGGAAAGACCAUCACGGCUACCUCUUCAAAUGGGUGGUCAUCCUGGCUUCACUGAUUUGCGGGUCCCUCUUCAUAUCAUUAAUCUCUUACGCGCGACACAGGGGUCUGGUGGGAUGAUCGAUCCUCCAAUAAGAGCAUCUUUCUUCAAAAUCUUGGUUCAUUUUUGGAGCAAUACUUUGUGUAUAAAUUUUAAUUACACGUUCUUAUAUUUUGUGUGUCUAUACAAUCAUUUUUCAAAUUUUCUAUAUUUUUUAAAUUGAUUGUGUAGCAAGCUAAUUGUACAAAAAGUUGGCAUGCCCCUCAUGGAUUAGAAACAAAGGUGAUAAAGUUUUUGGUAU